AUGCUCGUGCUAUACGAGACCGCCAUGGGCUACUGUCUCUUCAAGGUAUCAGACUCUGCAAAAAUCGAGAGCGCAGAUCUAUGGAAGGAAUUCGAAACGCCUCAGCAGGCGAAUAAGCUACUGAAGCUGAAGGCUCUGCACCGGUUCACGUCAACGGCCACUGCGGUGGAAGAUAUUUCUGCCAUACAAAAUGGGAAGAUCGGCAAGGGGUUGAAACAGUUUCUAACCGACGAAGUACUGGGGAAGGGAAAGGGCAAGGAGUCUCUGGUGGUUAUUGACCCUCAUCUUGGACGGUCAAUCUCAAAAAAGCUGAGUAUUAAUGUAAAUGCUAUGGCGGAGGGCCAAAAUGGCGAUCUUUGGCGCGGUAUUAGGUCGCAACUUGCAGCUCUGCUAGACGGGUUGGACCCGAAAGAUUUGGCGACUAUGAGCUUGGGGUUGAGUCAUUCUUUGGCAAGAUUCAAACUGAAAUUCUCCCCGGACAAGGUGGACACGAUGGUUGUUCAAGCUAUUGCCCUCCUUGAUGAUCUGGACAAGGAGAUUAACAUCUACGCUAUGCGAGUCAAGGAGUGGUAUGGCUGGCAUUUCCCUGAAAUGGCUAAAAUUAUCUCUGACAACGUCGCUUAUGCCAAAACCAUCCGGCUGAUGGGAUUCCGCACAAAUGCGGCAUCAACGUCAUUCGCCGCCAUCCUCCCAGAAGACCUCGAAGCCGUACUGAAAGCGGCUGCCGAAAUCUCGAUGGGAACUGAAAUAUCUGACUCUGACAUUGCUCACAUCCACUCGUUAUGCGACCAAGUCAUCUCAAUCUCAUUAUACCGGACUCAGCUCGCCGAAUAUCUCCGAAAUAGGAUGAAUGCAAUUGCACCCAACUUGACGGCGCUGGUCGGAGAGUUGGUUGGCGCGCGGCUGAUCAGUCAUGCAGGCAGCUUGUUGAGUCUCGCGAAACAUCCUGCUAGUACAAUUCAGAUCCUUGGAGCGGAGAAGGCCCUCUUCAGGGCAUUGAAGACGAAGCACGACACACCGAAGUACGGCCUAAUUUACCAUGCUUCACUUAUCGGUCAAGCUCCCCCUAAACUAAAGGGCAAAAUGGCACGUAUGGUAGCCACCAAAGCUGCACUGUCAAUCCGUGUCGACGCCCUCACGGACGCUGACGGAAAGUCUGAGGAAACGGCGCCCUCAAUAGGCGUUGAAAACCGCGCGAAACUUGAAUCACGGCUGCGGGCACUUGAACAUCAAGAACAAGGUAACGGUGUACGCCGGUUCGAUAACGGUGGCAAGAAGCAGCAGCGGUUUGAAAUGACCGGCGAGACCAAGACGUACAACACCAAUGCGGAUGCGAUGGAACUAGAUUUGAAAGACGAUGAGAGUGAAAUGGACGUAGAUGAGGAAGAGAGCAAGAAGGAGAAAAAGGAGAAAAAGAGGAAGAGGAGGGAGAGUGGGGCGGAUGGAGAGGAGACAGAAGAGGAACGAAAGGCAAGGAGAAAGGCCAGAAAAGCGGCCAAAAAGGCGGCGGCUGCAGCUGGGGGCGAUUCACCAAAGAAGAAGAAAAAAAAGUCGGAGGCAUGAGUUUGGUUGGAUCGUUGUUGUUUUUCUACACUUGUUAUAUUUCCAAUGUUAUAUAUUUCCUAA
This is a messenger RNA of Laccaria bicolor S238N-H82, 1626 nucleotides long. RefSeq lists its product as uncharacterized. The coding region runs from base 1 to 1563 and encodes 520 amino acids. The transcript is spliced from 10 exons. NCBI's taxonomy places the organism in Eukaryota, Fungi, Basidiomycota, Agaricomycetes, Agaricales, Hydnangiaceae. Gene Ontology annotation, cellular component: box C/D methylation guide snoRNP complex; small-subunit processome. Gene Ontology annotation, molecular function: snoRNA binding. The record is from RefSeq and is a predicted model, not a curated record.